Medicago truncatula (barrel medic) is the source of this 1799-nucleotide messenger RNA. RefSeq names its product probable protein arginine N-methyltransferase 6. Gene Ontology annotation, biological process: chromatin remodeling; peptidyl-arginine methylation, to asymmetrical-dimethyl arginine. Gene Ontology annotation, molecular function: histone methyltransferase activity; protein-arginine N-methyltransferase activity. The coding region runs from base 132 to 1415 and encodes 427 amino acids. Lineage: Eukaryota; Viridiplantae; Streptophyta; Magnoliopsida; Fabales; Fabaceae. The record is from RefSeq and is a predicted model, not a curated record. The transcript has 13 exons.
GUGUAUAAGUGAGUGGUACACCACCAAAGUAGUUAGUUAACCUCACCUUAAAACAGUGGGUGGCGUCAUCAUAUAUAUACAGCUUAGUCGAGAGUUGUGACGAGACAGUGCAAGUUAUAAGAAAGAGAGUGAUGUUUUUGAAGGAUAGUAACAGUAGUAACGGUAACGGCUACCACCACCAUCAACCACCAUCACAACCACCGUCAGGAAUGGUGCAAACUCACCGUGCCCGUCGUGGCACUCGCCGUUCACGCGCUUCCGUUUCUUCUUCUUCUUCCACUGUUAGGGUUUCCGAUACAGAACAACCGCCGCAACAGCAGCAACAACUACCUAAUCGAUCUCCUUGCACUGAUUACGAUAUGGCGUAUUUUCAUUCCUAUGCUCAUCUCGGUAUUCACCAAGAAAUGAUCAAGGAUCGUGUGCGGACUGAAACUUAUAGGGAAGCAAUCAUGCGGCAUCAGAGUUUUAUUGCUGGCAAAGUCGUAGUUGAUGUUGGAUGCGGUACAGGAAUCCUUUCUAUAUUUUGUGCUCAGGCCGGUGCAAAGAGGGUGUACGCAGUUGAUGCCAGUGACAUUGCACUGCAGGCCAAUGAAGUUGUUAAAGCAAAUAACCUUUCUGAUGUUGUCAUUGUAUUGCAUGGACGAGUUGAGGAUGUUGAAAUUGAUGAAGAGGUGGAUGUUAUAAUUUCAGAAUGGAUGGGCUAUAUGCUUCUAUAUGAGAGCAUGCUUGGGAGUGUUAUUACUGCCAGAGAUCGCUGGCUCAAACCUGGUGGUCUUAUUCUUCCUUCGAGUGCAACGUUGUACAUUGCUCCCGUCACACAUACUGACAGAUACAGUGACAGCGUUGACUUUUGGCGCAAUGUUUAUGGAAUUGAUAUGUCUGCCAUGUUAUCAUUAGCAAAACAGUGUGCAUUUGAAGAACCUGCUGUGGAGACGAUAACUGGUGAAAAUGUUUUGACAUGGCCACACGUGGUAAAAUAUAUUGACAGUUAUUCCGUCACUAUCAAUGAGUUAGAAACUGUAACAUCGAACUUUAAGUUCAACUCAAUGAUGCGAGCUCCACUGCAUGGUUUUGCAUUUUGGUUUGAUGUUGAGUUUAAUGUGCCCACGAUAGCACCAACCAAUAAUCAUUCAUCUACAUCGGUUAUUGAGAAUCAUCAGGUGAAUGGUAGUUUGAGAAAAAAGCGAGCAAAUCCAAGUGAAGCACUGGUCCUAUCUACUGCUCCUGAGGACCCUCCAACACAUUGGCAGCAGACAUUGGUAUACUUCUAUGAUCCUAUUGAGCUGGAACAAGAUCAAGUAAUCGACGGUUUAGUGACAUUGACACAAAGCAAAGAGAAUGCUCGAUUUAUGAAUAUCCACCUUGAGUAUACUUCAGGUAAUCGAUCGUAUGUGAAAGAGUCUGUUAUGAGAUGAUCUGAACAUGAUGAUUGUUUCAUAUAUAUCUUUGCUGACUGUCUCCAACAGACCUACGGUAGUUGUUUGGGCCACGAAAACCACCAAUCCCUGCUUGCUAGAUUAGAAUAUGCUACACUGGAGGUCCUGUUAGCACAUGUAGUUAGGCUGAUCAAAUGAAAUUUUGUUGUAAUCCAUUGGUAUUAAUUUAUACGAGUGUUUGAGUUAUGUCACAAUUAGUUUUUUUUUUUUGGGGCAAUAUUAUUGAAGUUUUCAUUUACAUCUUUGUUGGAAUAUGUUGAAUUAUUUUUAAACCACAUUUUUUUCAAUUUAUUUGAAAUGUGCUCGCAUUUGUGGACCUUGGUGAGUACGUUUCUUUUCAGUUUAUAGAGUUUGCCACUAAAA